Molecule: messenger RNA, 3315 nt
Organism: Hippocampus comes (tiger tail seahorse)
Lineage: Eukaryota; Metazoa; Chordata; Actinopteri; Syngnathiformes; Syngnathidae
Gene: pfn2a
Product: profilin 2a
Exons: 3
Coding region: 196-615 (139 amino acids)
Biological process (GO): actin cytoskeleton organization; positive regulation of actin filament bundle assembly; regulation of actin filament polymerization
Cellular component (GO): cytoplasm
Molecular function (GO): actin binding
Source: RefSeq, a predicted model, not a curated record
AGUGAUCUGAAAUCCUGACUACACCCAGCCAGCCGCAGCCGCAACCGCACUUGUGCCCCGGCUUUCUUUGCCGCCCCAGCGCAUCCGAGUUGUGGUGGCUUUCAUCCGAGGCUCUCGAAUCGUUCUCCUUUCGGCCUUGGUAUCUUACUCGCGCCUCCUCGGCCAUUUUGUAUACCUGCUUUGUCUUUAUUCAACAUGUCUUGGCAAAACUACGUGGAAAACCUGAUGGCCGAUGGCAGCUGUCAGGACAGCGCCAUUGUUGGCUAUUUGGACGCCAAAUACGUUUGGGCAGCACAUGACGGUGGGACUUUCAAUAAUAUCACGUCCCAAGAAAUUGACGUUCUGGUCGGCAAAGACAGAGAGACCUUUUAUACCUGCGGUCUCACCCUGGGCUCAAAGAAGUGUUCGGUGCUCAGAGACAGCCUCCAGGAUGAGGGCGACUGGACAAUGGACAUGAGGACAAAGAGCCAAGGAGGAGAACCCACAUACAACAUCUCUGUGGGACGAGCUGGGCAAGUAUUGGUUAUUGUCAUGGGAAAGGAGGCAAUCCAUGGUGGAAAUCUUAACAAGAAAGCACAUAAAAUGGCGGAAUACCUGAGGAAGGCUGGAUAUUAAGCAACCUCACCAUCCAUCCACCUUAACAGCUCACCACAUACUUCCAGGAUUAAAGGGCAAAAACGUUUAUUUCAUCCCCUUCUGUUUUAUAUACAGCCACAUUUUGUUUUCCGCCACCCUUAUGAGAUAAACAUUUGUUGACACUACUGUUUGACACUAUAGCAAUGGUAUGAUCACUGAAAUUGUUUAAAUGUUUAUAAACCAAAGGAGUGUACAAAAAAAAAUAACCACAAAGUGUAAUAACAAUUGAAAUUGCCUUGUAUGACAUCUGCUUUGCUCGUUGCUAAUUUAAAAAGAGAAAAAGGCAUUUCCCCAUCCUAUUCCUCAGCAUGUGGGCAUUGUUGCAUGCAUAUUUGCUUUUCUUCUGGUUCCCCUGGCCCGUCACCCGUCUCCCAGCCGAAACAUCUUUUCAUCUGCCUCCAAUAAAAACAGUUUACGCUGACUUAAGCUUGUAACUGUGUAUAAAUUUGCCACUCAUCCCUGCCAGCCCCCCCCCCCCUUUUUUUGACCUACCAUCACAUCACAUGCUUAUGUCUUGUACCUGGAUGUGGUCUUGAAAAGAUGUGAUGCUGGUUUCUUGUUUGAGUGUAGUUCAAGGACAGCUUUUUGAUACUUCAACUCAUUCUGGAAAGCUGUCUUGAGUCUUUAUUUCAUAUCCUUGAUUUGUAGCCGAAGGUCCAUGCACUAGUAAGAUAUUGGUGAAUGCUCGAACAGCUGUCCAGCCAAUUGAUCUCUUAGCCUAUAUGCUACCAAUGCACUGAAUUGUGAGGGAAAACUAGUGUACUGCAAAUAAAUGCUCAAAACGUCGUGAUGGCAAACAGUUGCCGCAUUUAUUUGAGAUCCUUAAUAUCCAGCCCAAGGUACAUGUACGAAUGCUCUUUGUCCUCACUUGUUGGACAACUACAGACGAAUAGUGAAGCAAAAAUGCACAUUGGUUGACAUCUCCAUGCUACUCAUACUUUUUUUGGGGGACCUUUUGAGUCCUCAUUCAGUAUCGUUGACAUCCAGCUAAAGGUGACUGUCCUUGUACGCUCCUUGUCCUCACUUGUAGGACGGUGGAGCAUCCUACUCAUUCUACAAGUGUGCUGACAUGUCCUACUGGUAAGAACAAAGUGCGUACUCUGGUCCUCAAGAUGAAUGUCAAGGAUAUCUUACUUGUAAUGUUUCUCGCACUUUUGUCACUUUGACCUACUGGUAAAUAAUUAAGCCUUACUAGCAACACUACUAGUCCCAAAUAGGAGGCAUGUGUCACACACUACUAGCCUCCUGGACCAUACUCGUAGCACCAAAAUGCCCACUAGUACAGGUUCCACUUGAGUAAUUUAGUGUGCAGAAAUGUCAGUUGCGGAAAACUUGUGAUUUACAAGACCGCUAGUUGACUAGCUGGCUAAUUGACUAGUCAACUAGUCAUUCCAUUAGAGGUCCAUGUACUAAUAGACUGUCCUCGUUUGUAGGACGGCUCCACAUUAUUAGUGAGUUAAAACUGUGGACUAGUUGACAUCUGUACAGAACUAGUACACUAGUAAAGCACGAGAUGUCAACUAGUCGAUUGUUACUCGUAGCGGCAUUCACUUGUCAACAACACAUUUUUUCCUAGCUAAUGAUAUUGUUUUUUGACUAGUAUGUCUCAGGUGUACAACUAGUGAGGACAAGGAGUACUAUUAUAUGGAUGCUAAGCUGGAGUCAAAUUCAACAAAGCCACUUCAGCAUUUAUUUGGGAUUAUUGAUAUCCUGCAUAAGGUCCCAGUAGGGGGCCCCAAAGUAGUACAAGUUAUGGAACGAGGAGAAUUGAGACGAGUUGUAGUAGUGCAUCCGAGUCAUUGUACAAGUGCUGAUGCACCUCUGCAAGUUGUCUAACUGGAGAGGACAAAGCGUUGUACUAGUACACGGACCUCGGGUUGGAUGUCAAGGAUAUUGAAUAAAUGCUCAAACGGCUUUCCAUCCAUUCUGGAGUCUGGUCAUUCCACCCGUGACAGCUCACAUAUAUCAGUCAGCCCCUGCAAUUUGUCCAAUUGGCUGUUAAUUAGCCCCCCCCCCCCUUCCGCGUCCUCCUUCCCCAUUUGUUCCCACCUUGGACCAAUCAUUGUACAAGGAUAUGUUCACCUCCAUUCUGAUAGAUGAUUGUUGGCAUCACUUGUUGACUGUAAUAAAAAUAAAACCAUAGGCGGCUUCAGAAAGUUGUAAAAUUGUAACAGCGCCUUUUUUUUUCUUUAUAAGACUUUGAGACUACUUUAAAUUUGUCAACACUACUAGACUUUGUUUUUCAUUUUUGACUAACUUCAUUAACUACUGAAACUACAUGAAUGCAUAUUGACUGUAAACCAAGGGUGUCGGCUUCGGACACCUUGUGAUUAUUUGCAUUGUGCUUUAGUCAUCCAAGAUGUAUUCACAAAUUGUCAUCGUAUGGUACUUAGAAGUAUUAUAGCUUAAAAAAAUAAUAAAAAACAAUGCUGUGUACACUAAACUUAUUGAAAGUGGUGUUGGUUGGAAUAAGAACAUUUGUAAGGUGUCUUGUGAUAAACUUCCAAGAAUUGUGUAUUCGGUGCCAUAAAACUCAACCUCAUGUGUUGCUACUAGUUGGAUUUUUACCUGCUGCCCUGGCAAAAUAUAACUUAAUGGCACUUUCUGAAGGGACAUUUUGGCAUCAGUCAUCUCCAGACUUUGUGGAAUAUGUACAGAAUUAAACGAGAGAGAAAAAUG